Molecule: messenger RNA, 1071 nt
Organism: Eruca vesicaria subsp. sativa (arugula)
Lineage: Eukaryota; Viridiplantae; Streptophyta; Magnoliopsida; Brassicales; Brassicaceae
Source: the annotation of a GenBank genome assembly
AUGGCUAAGGAACUUGCAGCCAAGGCUAAAGAGGCUUUCGUAGAUGACGACUUCGAUGUUGCUGUUGACUUAUACUCCAAAGCCAUUGACUUGGAUCCUAAUUGCGCAGAGUUCUUCGCUGAUCGUGCUCAGGCCAACAUCAAACUCCAAAACUUCACUGCAGAAGCAGUGGCAGAUGCUAACAAAGCUAUUGAGUUGGAUCCUUUAUUGACCAAAGCUUACUUAAGAAAAGGGUAUUUUUUUUUUUUAAUAUUGUGUCUUGAAGAAUAUAGAACUGCGAAAACAUCUCUUGAAAAGGGUGGUUCCAUUGCACCAACUAGUGAACCAAAAUUCAAUAAGCUGAUAGAUGAAUGCAACCUUCGAAUCUCCGUUUCUUUGCUUAGAAGAAGAGAAAGAUUGGUUCAACCAGUGCCAUCUCCACAAGUAAAAGCUGAUCUCACCCCUGUGCCUUCAGCACCGGCCAAACCAAAGUUCAGACACGAAUACUACCAAAAGCCAGAAGAAGUUGUGGUAACUAUUUUCGCAAAAGGGAUACCGAAACAGAGUGUUAAUAUAGACUUUGGUGAACAAAUUCUGAGUAUUGUGAUUGAUGUUCCUGGAGAGGAACAGUAUCAUCUCCAACCGAGAUUAUUUGGAAAGAUAGUACCAGAGAAGUGCAGAUAUGAAGUACUAUCAACCAAAAUUGAGAUCCGUCUUGCAAAAGCAGAGAUCAUCACGUGGGCCUCUCUUGAACACGGCAAAGGGCCAGCGGUUUUGCCAAAGCCAAACGUCUCAACAGAAGUUUCGAAGAGACCGGCAUAUCCUUCUUCCAAGAAAGUGAAAGACUGGGACAAGCUUGAAGCUGAAGUAAAGAAACAGGAGAAGGAUGAGAAGCUGGAAGGAGACGCUGCUUUGAACAAGUUCGUCCGUGAGAUAUAUUCAAAUGCUGAUGAGGAUAUGAGACGUGCUAUGAGCAAAUCCUUUGUUGAAUCGAAUGGGACAGUGCUGUCGACAAACUGGAAAGAGGUUGGAGGAAAGACAAUAGAGAGCACUCCUCCGGAUGGUAUGGAGCUCAAGAAGUGGGAGAUCUAA